Molecule: messenger RNA, 1665 nt
Organism: Corvus hawaiiensis (hawaiian crow)
Lineage: Eukaryota; Metazoa; Chordata; Aves; Passeriformes; Corvidae
Gene: TEX264
Product: testis expressed 264, ER-phagy receptor
Exons: 6
Coding region: 160-1146 (328 amino acids)
Biological process (GO): protein-DNA covalent cross-linking repair; reticulophagy
Cellular component (GO): endoplasmic reticulum membrane; nucleus; autophagosome membrane
Source: RefSeq, a predicted model, not a curated record
CGCGCAGCCGCCCCCUGGCGGCGGGGCGGGGCGGGGCGGCGCCGGGAUCGCUCCGGGCCGGCCGCACCGGGAGUCCCGCGCCACAGAUCCCGCACCCCUGUGGAUCAGAUGUCUUGAAGCAUUUCUGGGCUGAGCUGGUUUUUCAGUGCCUCAGGAGCCAUGGUGCACCAGGAGUCCAUCAUGACUGACUGGGUGCUGCUGGGGCUGAUCGUGGUGCUGGUCGUGCUGCUGCUGCUGACCAUCUUCGGUUUCGUCGUCUACUCGGGGCUCUUCACCGAGGUGGUUGUGAGUGCUGGCUCCCCCCCUGUCGGCAACAUGACACUGGCCUACAAGUUCAGGGUGGGCCCAUAUGGAGAAUCCGGGCAGCUCUUCACGGAUGGCUGCAGCAUCUCCUCGAAGCUCUGCUCCAUCGGUGUCUACUAUGACAACCCUCACACGGUGUCUCCAGAGAAGUGCCGCUUCGCCAUAGGCCGCAUCCUGAGCGAGGGAGACGCAAAGCCAUCGGAAGAGCAGAUCCAACGGUUCCAGAAGUAUGGCUUUAAGAUCUUCAGCUUCCCUGCUCCCAGCCACGUGGUCAUGGCCACCUUCCCGUUCACUACGCCGCUCUCCAUCCAUCUGGCAGUCAACCGUGUCCACCCAGCCCUUGACACUUACAUCAAGGAGAGGAAGCUGUGUGCCCACCCCCGGAUCGAGAUCUACAAGCAGGACCGCAUCUACUUCGUGUGUCCCCUCGCCCGCCAAGGGGACUUCUACGUGCCUGAAAUGAAAGAACUGGAGAGGAAGAGCAGGGCUGCUGCAGCUGUGGCCGAGGACGCCCAGACAGACAUCACAGGGGUCGACACCAUGAGUGAGACGAGCUCCAUCAGCAUGGAGGCCACAACUGACAGCAGAGACACCUCGGUGGCCACCUCCAUCCUGCUGCCCUUCCCAGCAAGCCGUGGCCGGGAGGAGGCGGACAACCGCAGCGAGCACAGCUACAGCGAGUCGGGAGCCAGCGGCUCCUCCUUCGAGGAGCUGGACCUGGAGGUCGCCGGGGAUGGGGAGGGAGCCCCGGGCCUGCUGCCUGAUGUGGGCUACACGGGCAACCAGGAGGUCACAGACAAGUGGACCAAGGAGCCCAUUGCUGCUGAGAGAGGAGAAGAGUGAAGAGAGACCUGGCUGCCUCACCUCCCACCGGGGUCUGAGUUAUUGGGAACCAGUUGCCUUUCCCACCUCCUUCCUCUCCAGCCAAGAGAUUUUGGUCGCUGAUUCCCCUCAGGACCUGCUCUCCCUCUUUGCAGAAAGGGUGUUUGACUGUUUUUGGGGGUGCUGGGAGGUGGGGGGGAUUUCUGUGGCGCAGGGUAGGUGCAGGCUGGAGGGGCAGUGAAAUGCAUUUGCCAUUUGUGUGUGUCCAGGCAUGUCGCAGAUUCCUUUCAGGUGUCCCGGGAUGGUGGUGGAUGUCAGAGAUGUCCCCUCUGGUCUCUGCUGGUGCCCCUCUCACCCACAGCUUCUCUCUGCUGCACCACCACGUUUUCUAGCACCAAAGAGCUGUGAGUUGGGUCGGUUGGGUUUGUUCCUCUCUUCUCUUCCCCUUGCUGAACAAUGGAAACAUCCUGUGUAAAUGUGGUCCUCCUGGCACUGCCACAGGUGCUUUGGGGUCUGUAAUAAAGUGGAUGCUUUUCCUCA